Messenger RNA from Rhodotorula graminis WP1, 1580 nucleotides. RefSeq lists its product as uncharacterized. The transcript has 7 exons. NCBI's taxonomy places the organism in Eukaryota, Fungi, Basidiomycota, Microbotryomycetes, Sporidiobolales, Sporidiobolaceae. Gene Ontology annotation, biological process: protein neddylation. Gene Ontology annotation, cellular component: nucleus; cytoplasm. The record is from RefSeq and is a predicted model, not a curated record. Bases 75 to 1376 code for a protein of 433 amino acids. Gene Ontology annotation, molecular function: NEDD8 activating enzyme activity.
GCUCGUCCCGCUCUGCGUCGACUGCGCUCAUCAGAGUGCCACCACACACCCACAGAGCUACACAAGCCACCGCCAUGGUCCUCCAGUCCGACUCGCGCUUCGCGCACCUCGACCGCGUCCUGUCGCAUCCCGGCCCGUUCGUCGACCCAGACGAGUUCCCGGGCGCAGAACAGGCCAAGCACUUCCUCCACACCCAGUGCAAGGUCCUCGUCAUCGGCGCCGGCGGCCUCGGGUGCGAGAUUCUCGCCAACCUCGCCUUGAUGGGCUUUGCCGACAUCCACGUCAUCGACAUGGACACGAUCGACAUCUCCAACCUCAACCGCCAGUUCCUCUUCCGGCCCGAGCACGUCGGCAAGUCAAAGGCCCUAUGCGCGGCCGACUUUGUCAUGAAGCGCGUCCCGGGCUGCAAGGUGACCCCGUACCACGGCAAGAUCCAGGACAAGGACGACGACUACUACCUCCAGUUCAACCUCGUCAUCUGCGGCCUCGACUCGGUCGACGCCCGCCGGUGGAUCAGCGCGACCCUCGUCAACCUCGUCGACGGCGACAACCCCGACAGCCUCAAGCCCCUCAUCGACGGCGGCACCGAGGGCUUCAAGGGCCAGGCGCGCGUCAUGUUGCCCACCAUCACGAGCUGCUACGAGUGCAGCCUCGACAUGCUCACCCCGCCGACCGCCUUCCCCAUCUGCACCAUCGCCAACACGCCCCGCCUCCCCGAGCACUGCAUCGAGUGGGCCAGCAUCCUCGAGUGGCCAAAGGUCUUCAAGGACAAGAAGCUCGACAACGACGACCCGGAGCACAUCCAGUGGCUGUACGACGUCGCCCGUGCCCGCGCCGACGAGCACAACAUCCCGGGCGUCACGUGGAGCCUGACGCAGGGCGUCGUCAAGCGCAUCAUCCCCGCCAUCGCGAGCACCAACGCCAUCGUCGCCGCCGCGUGCUGCAACGAGGCGUUCAAGAUUGCGACGAGCUCCAACCCGUACCUCAACAACUACAUGAUGUACACGGGCAACGAGUCGAUCUACACGUACACGUUCGAGCACCAGAAGAAGCCCGAGUGCCCCGUGUGCGGCGGCGAAAAGGUCGUCGUCGAGCUCGACCGCGACACGAGCCUCCAGGACCUGAUCGACUUGCUCCUCGAGCGCCAGGACAUGCAGAUCCGCCGUCCCUCGCUCCGCACGGCGACAAAGUCGCUGUACCUCCAAGCCCCGCCGCAGCUCGAGCAGGCGACGCGCCCCAACCUCGCCCUCACGCUCGGCGAGCUCCUCGCGACCGACGGCGACGCCGGCGCGGCGGCGGCGACCGACGGCGGCGAGGUGACGGUCACGGACGCGAGCAUGCCGUUCUCGCUCGGGCUCAGGGUCGUGUUCAAGUGAGCGAGGGCGCGGUCGUCCUCUCUCUCUCUCUCUCUUUCUCUCGCGGCGAGGUGACGUGCCCAGUCCUGGUGACUGUCGUCGUCGUCGUCGCCGCCGCUCGGUCCCCUUUCUCCAUCCUCGUGUACUGUAGAUAGCUCUCUCCCUCGUCCUCGUUCCGUCCCUCGCACUCUGCAACUCGGGGCACGUCUCGCUUUCCGUUCUUUC